CAGCAGCACUGCGAGAUCCUUCCAACCCUUAGAAAAUUCCCCUUAACUACACCUACCGGUGCGGUUUACCGUAGCCAAGAGCGGACUUUUUAAAUCUCGAUCGCAAGGAAAUUUUCAAAGAAUAUUGCUCUUGAUCACCUUUCAUCUAUUCUCACAUCCGGUUUCUGUCGCAACAGGUUUUCGCAAGUAGGAUUCAACCUUGAUUUAGAAGUACAGUGUUUACACUACGUCCGAACUAAUUCUUUCCUCUACUUCUCAAACGUACUAUACUUUACACCGCGACAACUUUUUUCCACCGUCUUUGUGACUUGUUUUAUCAUCAGUUUACUAGUUUUUCAGCCACACAAACAAAUCCACCAAAAUGGCCUCCACCGACGUCGCCGCCGCCGAAAAAGCCAGCAAGGCUUACCCGCUCGCCUCCCACACUCUGCAGACCAGCAUUUUGGAUUUGGUCCAGCAGGCAGCCAACUACAAGCAGCUGAAGAAAGGUAUAGUUAUCGCACAGACCACAUAUCGAAGAAAAUAUGUUUUUGUCCUGCACAACAUCGCAAGAGUGCUGUUGUCUCUGAUGGUGCUGUCAAAACAUGAGGCAUUAUCAUCCUCACGCUAGGAAAAAAUCUAUCACAGGUGCGAACGAGGCCACGAAGACGCUGAACCGUGGUACCUGCGAGAUUAUCAUCCUCGCUGCGGAUACCGAGCCGCUGGAAAUCCUGUUGCACCUGCCGUUGGUGUGCGAGGACAAGAACGUGCCUUACGUUUUCGUCAAGUCUCGGGCUGCUCUGGGUAUUAUAGGGGUUUUUUUUAUCAUGCGGAAUUUGCAUUCUGCGUGAAAAUUUUUUUCGCAAAAAUGAUUGUUUCAACUACGACCCCUCAGACGAAUUGGACCUAACCUCACGGCCAAGUACCGCCGCAACGACUACCAAAUGUAAAAAUGUCUGGGUCUGGAAACUUGUGAUGCUGGGUGGCAUAUCAUGAGGAAGCCACAACUGCUGGCUCAGCAUGAGAAGUUUCUGAGCUUCUAGGUGUUGCCUAUUCUGCAUGACAAACUCAUAAAGAAAGAACUUCGUAAAGAAAGAACUUCGUAAAGAAAGAAAGAAGCAAGCACUUCGUAUUUUGAAAGCGUCGCGCUUCGUAAAAGCACUUCGUUUGUUGGAGUCGCUACGUGAUGAAGCAGAUAGCUCAUGUAGAAAUAAGCAGCAGAUACUUCAACGCGUGCGCAGCUUGCGGGGGGGUGACUCCUGUGGUCCCCCCCCACUCGUUGCGCCUUUUUCCAAAACUGCAGGGACUUGCUUCCUUUUUUUUCCAGCAGUGGCUGGCGGGGUAAGAUCAAGGCCGGGGCUAGUGACAUUGUUGCAAAGUCAUAGGGCGCAGAGUCUGAUAGCAGUAGCACACAGCACCAAAAUACUUAGCCCAUAGCGUUUUCCGAAGUUCCUCAGUGGCUGCACCUCGCCUCUCUGUCUUAGUCAAAAACAUAAGCACAAAAUGGACUGGCGUAGCCGCGCACAUGCAUGCACGCGGAGGGGAAGAUGGAAUAGAAGGGUGGCGGCAACGCGGGAGCCAGGACGCAGCCCGGAUUUUAUCAAAAAGGUACGGCCUAAGGCCUCGGGAACGCCGAGCACACCCGCGCACUUCUUCGUGAAUCGCCCACCGCUUUUUGUGCGUCAGCUGUGUCGGAAUAAAAAAAAAAAAGAAAAAAAGAAAAGGAAGAGGACGCAACAAAAAAAAAAAAGAAAAAAUAAAAAGAAAAGAAAAAAGAAAUCAGCGAAAACCGACCGGCGUGCGAAUUGCCUAGCAAAAAAAAAAAAAAAAGUAUGCAUAACAAGUUGCAUUUGUAUUGCAUGUAACCAAAUUCAAUUUCAACCAUAAAACAGGUCGUGCUUGCGGUGUUAACCGGGCGGUGAUUGCCUGCUCUAUCACGAGCAAGGAGGGGUCUCAGCUGAUAUCCUAUUUAAAAACGUCCCCACCCCAUAGUUCUAGUUGUAAUGCAAAUCUGCAGGCUGAAAAUGUUUCUCAUGCGGAGCCCCAUGAGAAGCAUUUUACAGUCGUGCGUUGGAAUUUGUCGUGCUCCAAUCAGCAUGAUAUACUAGAUCUGAGAUGCUACUGAGCUAGGUCAAACAGCACUACGCUACAAAUCCAAAUUUGUCAUGCAAAACAGCCAAAACUUGCGGAUUUGUCUAGCCGAUUCCCGAUCUUGACUACGGUGUGGGGACGUUUUUCCUUUUGAUAGCUGAACUCGCAGAUUCAGGACUUGAAGGACCAGGUGGAACAGAUCCUGAUCUAAGGAGGAGAUUUGUCAUGCUGUGACGACAUGAGGAGUAGAUUCAGGACUUGAGGAGAUUUGUCAUGCUGUGACGACAUGGAUAUUAAACCGACGAUGAAGAUUUGUGAUAUGGAAAGAACCGACGAUGAAAAUUUUAUCCGAGGAGAUUUAUUUCGGGAGUAGUUCUAGACUCAAGGAAGAAACUGUACUACAAAACAAAGAAGAAACUGUCGCCGAGCUCAGAUAUGGAAAGCAACAAAGUAUGACGAGGAGAUGGAGAACAACAACUAGACCGAGCAAGGCGGGAUGCUAUGAUUUUUUUGGAGAUGUUGAACAAGGAGCUUUUGCAACUAUCGAAAACCACUAUCUCUGCUGCAACCAAGAUGAAUUUGACCGGUGACGGAACAACGGAACCAGAAACCGCGCGCACUGAUACAACAACUAUCGAGAAGAAAUUAUAGCUGAUCUUGCAAUCGAUUACGUUCGAAUGGAAAAAAAAACGGAGAAGCGAGAUGAUGAAAAACAAAAGGGCAAUGAAGCGGAUUUUCUUUUAUGAAAAGAACAUUUUGGGAUCUGGUUUGUUGUGCAGUAUACAGCGCUGCAUGACAAGCUCGAUCAGUAAAAUAGCAUAAUUUAGACAUAAAGUUAAUCAACGCUUCAUAAUUCUUUUUUGCGAGAACAGAAAACCAACCAGCCGCAGCACCAAUGCUACCAAACGCACACACGCCGCAGCGGAUAGAUGACCAUGCCAAAUAUCAUACACCACAGUACAAGAAGCACAACACUGAGUUCUUAUUUCUGCGAAUUUUUUUUACUUAGAGAUAUAUCAUUUCAUAAACCCACGUAGAAGCAGCUGCAUAGCAAUAGUUCUUUUAGCGUCGAGUUAGCCACCGCGUAAGAUGAUCGGAGGAUUAAAAUGACUAGAUUCAGAUCAUGCACCAAUCUCCUGCACUCGUUGCAGAAGAAGAUCUGAAAAUGAAAU
Molecule: messenger RNA, 3242 nt
Organism: Amoebophrya sp. A120
Lineage: Eukaryota; Dinophyceae; Syndiniales; Amoebophryaceae
Source: the annotation of a GenBank genome assembly